Messenger RNA from Tetrahymena thermophila SB210, 705 nucleotides. RefSeq lists its product as hypothetical. The record is from RefSeq and is a predicted model, not a curated record. NCBI's taxonomy places the organism in Eukaryota, Ciliophora, Oligohymenophorea, Hymenostomatida, Tetrahymenidae. The transcript is spliced from 3 exons.
AUGCUAACUUGGAAGCUCACCACCAACUACGCACAUCAUCAUCAUCAUGUCUUGCCCACGCAAGCUCAUAAGCCCUGUAUUCAAAUUUAGUUGAAUAAGCGACUCUUCAAUCAAAAUGCAUCGAUUCUUCAAACAAACACAAAACAAUCACAAACGAACACGUAAACAUAAACGAACUUUUCAAUGUGUAGUCGUAUUGCAUACUGUUUUCAUGUGUUUCAUGUGGAUUCUUAAUAGUAUCUCUUAGUGUGGUAGAAAAUCUAUUAUUCGAUUAUGUAUCGUAAUGAAGUAGUAAUAAUAAGUGAAGUAUUGUGUUUAUUCUACUAAAACAUUAAUAAUAUAUAAAUGGAUCACAUGGGUGCGAAGAUAUCAGACAGAUAAGAUCAGAUCAGAUGCAGCAGAAAGGAAGAAAGAAAGAAAGAAAGAAAGAAAGAAACAGGAGAAAGACCAAGGAGGUUCACUCUUAGAUUUUUUUUUAAGUAGCAAACUGAGACUGAUGAAGAAGAAGAUGAAGUAGAAGAAGAAGACGACAGAAGUAUGGACUCAAUCUGUAGCAUUUUUCUCUGGAUUCAAGUUUAACUUAGAAGAGAUUGCCUGUUCUAAGAAGAAGUUGAAGAGAUGAAGAAGAAUAGCAUAGAUCAAGAGGACCACUCAGUUAGUCAGUCAUUCAUUCAUUCGUUCAGAUUCAUUGCUGCCCCAUUGUGA